This is a messenger RNA of Cantharellus anzutake, 606 nucleotides long. RefSeq lists its product as uncharacterized. Lineage: Eukaryota; Fungi; Basidiomycota; Agaricomycetes; Cantharellales; Hydnaceae. The transcript has 5 exons. The record is from RefSeq and is a predicted model, not a curated record. The coding region runs from base 1 to 606 and encodes 201 amino acids.
AUGGGCCUUCGGGAGUCAGAGCCAGGGACGGUGCUGUGUGUGGCAUGUUACAAGGACAUGAAAGGCAAGCUGGAUGACUAUGAUUUCGAUCUCUGCUGGGGUAAACCUUUCAACAUCAAUGCAACCACAUGGAUCUUGGACGCCUUCUUCCACCGAUUGAUCGGCUGGCACUUCAAAGAGUGGGCCUUCGGCCUUGGAGAUCAACGCUUCGCUCCAGCUGUCCAAAUCCAACGCUUCUUCUGCCAUCCCCAUUCAAGUGGAAAAAUGUCUCUGGGAACUCAAGGGCAGGUGCUUACUGUGUUGGUUGCAUGGGAUGGCAAAUAUCAGGAGGGAUAUCACCAGUGGAAGUGGAAGCGUGGCCUGUUUUGCACCAAGGGGGACGGUAAGGACAUUGAGGGUAUUGUUGGAAAUGCCUCCUCAACAUGGACUCUAGUUUGGUGCAAAUUUCCUGAUAUGGUUCCUGAAAUGGCCUGGAUGGUCCUAGGCUCCGAGGCACUCAGUAAGGGUCUGGCCAACUACAUUGGUGAUCCCAAGGUAGAAACCAUAUGUGGGACAUUGCCACUCAACGACGCUGGGUAUUAUAAGCGUCUGACAAUAAUAGCUUAG